This is a messenger RNA of Zea mays, 1023 nucleotides long. RefSeq lists its product as uncharacterized. The transcript has 2 exons. The coding region runs from base 80 to 892 and encodes 270 amino acids. The record is from RefSeq and is marked validated. Lineage: Eukaryota; Viridiplantae; Streptophyta; Magnoliopsida; Poales; Poaceae.
ACCUCACGCUUCAGAGCAGCAUCGGCUGCUGCUUUUCACCGCCGCUGCAGUGUCACGGUGCGCCGUGCACGCACUCCCAAUGGCACCCGGCGGCGGCGGCGGCAUCAGAGCCCCUUCGCCAGACCUCCCAGUCCCAGCCCGGCAAAAGUUCGCAAACUCGACGAGAAGACCACGGGCUUAUUCCGCUGCCAGUGCGCUACCGAGACUCCCACGGCCUCAGUCGAUCAGACGCGGAGCCGUGGUGGUAGUGGUAGCAUGCGCCCGCGGAAGCGAGCAGCAAUCCUCUCCGGCCGUCGCGGCAAAGGUGCGGCCCGAGCCCGGCACGCUCAGCGUCGAGUUCCGGACGCGGGACGGCUGCCGGCUCGGCAUCGCCAGGUACCCGGACUUCGCGUACAACGCGCAGGGCGGCCGCGGCGUGGGCGCCGGGCGCGGGUCGAAGAGCGGGGAGGAUGAUGGCAUUGGCACGGUACUCGUCGACUUCGACGUGGCGACCCUGUACAUCCCGCCCAUGUCCGGCGCGACGACCAGGUUCCUCGGCCUGCCGCUACCGCCGUACCUCAAGAUCGAUAUCUUGCCCGAGGCACUGGGCGGAACCAUCGAUCGAGCCACUGGUCAGGUUGAUCUCAAGUUUAGAUCGAGGUUCUGCUUCUCGGUUGGGAGCGUCUACAAAGCGCCGCCACUGUUCGUCGAGACAACACUGACCUCCGAGGAGUCGAGGGGAGCCAUAAGAUCCGGCACCGGAGAAAGAAUGGACGAAGAAGGCAGAUGCAGGCUGGUUGGGGUGGCCGUCGUCGACCCAAUUGAUGACCUCUUCAUGAACACAUUUCUCAGCCUGCCCACCGAGUGCAUUGCUUACUUGAGCGCCACCAUUUCCAUAGCCGCUGCGAGAUGAACGUCUUUAUUGCUGGCUUACAUUGAAAAUAUAAUGCGCGCGCCGAUUUCUUUUUCUUGUAAAGAUUAGCCAAGGCUCGGCCAUAUCGCUUCAGUUCAUAUUGGAAACCUGAAGUACACUACUAUCGAUCA